Anastrepha obliqua is the source of this 9979-nucleotide messenger RNA. Its product is annotated as G surface protein, allelic form 168. The transcript has 13 exons. Bases 1 to 9747 code for a protein of 3248 amino acids. Lineage: Eukaryota; Metazoa; Arthropoda; Insecta; Diptera; Tephritidae. The record is from RefSeq and is a predicted model, not a curated record.
AUGGCCAUUAAUAAUGAUCAGUGGAUUUCACGAAUACAAACGGAAAUUGAUAAAUGUGACAUUGUUUUAUUGAUUUAUUUCCUAAUCGGCAUUAUUAUUUGCGAUUGCGAACAAAUUUCAGUUGCUGCCUCCGAUUUUCAAUGUUACCAUUGUGCUGGCGACGAUUGUGAUGAUCCAUCUGUGAAAGAAUGUGCCGAUGAGAGUGAGAGUGCACAAUGUUACAUACGCCUCGACGAGAACUAUGAUUUUAUAGGCAUGGGCUGUGCCUCGGACUUAGGCAAUGAAACGGAAAUUGCUGACUUGAUCAGAAACAAGACGUUGUACGUGUGUUCGACGUCGAAUUGUAAUGGAUAUGAAAAUUUGUCACAACCAAACGAAUGCACUGAUUGCAACUCAUCGGAGGAUGUCAGGUGUGCCACGCAACCACAAUCUGCCGGUCGGACGGUGCGUUGUAGUACUGUGCCAUACACGAAAUGCUAUGAGCGUGUUAGUCUCGCCAAUGGAACAACGGAACGUGGCUGUCUCUUCGAAUUGGAGGGCGACGAGUUUUACAAUUGCUUGAACGGUCUGGAUGCGAAUUGCAACGUAUGCAGCGACAGCAGCUGCAACGUAGGGACAAUUCCCGCUAAUCGUCUACAAUGUCAACGUUGCGAUUCUUCAACGGAUAGCAAUUGCAGCAGUUCGCCAUCCGCGCUCUCUAUUUGCCCCACCUACUUGGCGAACGAUGCGUGUGUAUCUGUCUAUGAGUCGGGUGUGACCCGUCGUGGUUGCUAUAGUGAGCUCAGUUGCAAUUCAACAUCAAGAAGUUGCGAAAUCUGUACAACAUCUGGCUGCAAUAAGGCGAAUGUUGAGAAGAGAUCGACGGAAUUGUAUGGCAUUUUUCAAGAUCUGCCAUUGAAUUGUUAUAAUUGUACAGGAGAGGAAUGUCUGGAGGAUCGCAAAUUACGCAAAUGUGAAGGUGAUAUCUAUCAAGAUUGUGUGACAGUAUUCAGCACAGACGGUAUAGUGGUGGCGCGCGGAUGUGACUCGAAUCUCGACAGCGAAUACCAAACACAUUGCACUGCAAAUCCAGAAUUGUGCUUCAAUUGCAAAUCGAAUGGGUGCAAUAAUAUCACUGAGGUCAAAUCAACACAGCAAUGCGUGUACUGUGAUGCCUCCAUUAAUGCUGAGUGCGUCACAAACGUGAGUGCUAUUACGACCACACGCAAAUGUAUUGAAGGUUGUGUAACUGCAUUGUACGAAAGCAAAUCGAAUUCGGAAGUGUUGGAAUUGGCGCGUACCUGCUUUGAGGAUCUAGAAUUUGAUGAUCGUUCAACAUGCACUGAGGGAAACAAUUGUGUUAAAUGUACCGAUGGUGAUAAGUGUAAUACGGCAGUGGUGCCAGCCGAGGGUCGUUUGACGUGCCUCCAUUGUGAUGGCGAUGACUGUGAUGAGCCUGUGUCCCGUUCAUGUGUUGCUUAUUCGACAAGUGAUCGGUGCUACAUGUACUUUGACCCUGAAACACAUAGCGCUAUACGUAUGGGCUGUAAAAGCAGUGUGUCAGAUACUGUGAUUUACAAUGAUAUCUUACACUAUUUCCUAUGCGAUGGUGACGAUUGUAACACUUAUAGUAAUUUGCCGGAAGCGCACAUGUGUUAUGUGUGCAAUUCGGCUACGAAUGUUGACUGCGCCAUCAAUCCUACAGCACUCACAGCGCAAACGAGAUGCCAAAUCAAUCCGCACACCGACUGUUUCACGCGCAUCAACGAAGAUGGCCAUACCAUCCGCGGCUGCAUCAGCACAUUGAACAACACAGAGUUUCUCUCCUGUCACGAAGGCACUUAUGGCGAACUCUGCCGUAUCUGUACAGAAAGCGACUGCAACAAGAAUGUCUAUCCCAGCAGUCGUCAACUUUGUCACCGUUGUAACUCUACCGUUGACUCAACUUGCGAAACUGAACCCCAGGCCGAAUCGGUGUGCCCAAUAUAUGAUGAGAACGAUUACUGUGUAAGCAAAUUGAGUGAUGGCGUUGUCUAUCGUGGGUGUGGUAGUGAAAUUCAAUGUGACGCAAAUUCCACCAGUAAGACUUGUCGUACAUGCGAGGACAACAAUUGCAAUAGCGCCAUAUUUAAAGACGAAGCGAUUGGCAAUCCUGGCUAUUUCCAAGACUUACCACUCAACUGUUAUCACUGCGACAGCAGUGAGGAGUGUAGCGUCAGUUUAGGAAAGGUUAAGAAAUGUGAGAAUAAUAACCUUCAAACUUGUACAACGGUGUUUGAUAGCUCUAACGGCUCGGUAGUUCUGCGUAGCUGCAGUGAUGCGGCAGAUGAAGCUUGUGAUGAUGAUAGCAACAACUGCUAUGGGUGUAAAUCAAAUGGUUGCAAUGUGGCCACCUCGGAAUCAGCCUAUAUUGAUUGCAUCUUUUGUGAUGCGCAAGAAAAUGAGAACUGUCUCACGAAUGUUAACGCCAUUACGCAAACUCGUAAAUGUCUUACAAGUUGUGUAACUGCUUUGUACAACCGUACCUCCGAUGCGACCCCGGUGCGUGAGCUAAUACGUACUUGUCUGGACGACAUGGAUUUGGACGAUAGGGAAAUAUGUGCAGCGGGUAAUGAUGCAAAUUGUAAAGCUUGUAGCAGUGAGAAAUGUAAUGUGGACACGGUUGGUACGCGCAUCUCUUGUUAUCAAUGUGUGGGCGAUGAGUGCCAGGAUGCACAGCCGAAAACUUGCCGCGCUAGCAGUGAAGGAGAUCGCUGUUUCGUACAAUACGACGAGCAGGGUUCGAUUGUGGAACUGGGUUGCCAGAGCAAGUAUGAUCCAGCUGAGGCGAAGGCCUUGGUAGUGGCGAAAUUGUUGUGGCUCUGUGAGGGGGAAAAUUGCAACACCAUUGAUUCUGUGCCUAGCUCACAAGUAUGCGCCAUUUGCAGUUCGGCAACGGAUGCUGCUUGUGCAACUGCGCCCAGCUCGAUUCAAUCGGUUACGACAUGCGCAAAGACACCAUACACACAAUGUUAUUCACGUGUAUUGGAUGGUGGCCACACGGAACGCGGUUGCUUGUCAAGCAUAGAGGGUGAAGACUUCUACGACUGCCUUUCAGGCACCAAUUCGACAAAAUGUUUGGCUUGUGUAGGCGCAAACUGCAACACGGAGGUUUACCCCGCAAAUCGUCUGUCCUGCCAUCAAUGUAAUUCGACCAGCUCUGCCACCUGCGAGAAUGUCCCAGCCAAUUCAGAGAUCUGCUUGAAGUACAGUGCUUCUGAGCAGUGUGUAUCCAUUUUGGAUAAUAGUGGCGUCACCAUACGCGGUUGCAGCUCGGAAGUUGCCUGCAAUUCUGGUAAUUGUCAGACCUGCGUUACCAACGAUUGCAACUCUGUCAAUCUUAAGCGAAAAAGCGAUGGAAACCCUGGUGUUUGGCAGGAGCUACCAUUAACUUGCAAAGCUUGCGAUAGCCAAAGUGAUUGCGCUGGCACGCCAAGUGAUGCUACAUGCCCACAAAAUGAUGACUAUUGUAUGACGGUAUUCGGUGAAGAUGACAGCGUUGUAAAACGUGGGUGCAGCACUGCUGUAGAGGCCGCAUUCGGUGAAUACUGCGAUGCCAACUCCACUAAAUGUCAUAAUUGUAACUCUAACGGCUGUAAUACAGCGAGCGCAUUAUCGGACUAUGUCGAUUGCAUCUACUGUGAUUCAGAAACUAAUUCCAACUGUGUGUCAAAUCUGGAAUCUGUCAUUACACGCCGUCAGUGCAAUAAGUAUUGUAUGACCGCGCUGCGUCCCCAAAUUAAUGGAUCGGAUGUAUUUGAGUUGACGAGAACUUGUCUGGACGAUAAAGAUGCCGCGGAUCAGGUCGUAUGCCAGGCAGGUAGUGAGCAAUGUGUUGCAUGUCAAGGUAGUGCUUGUAAUACGGCAAAAUUGCCAGAGGCAAGACUUUCGUGCUACAUAUGUGAGGAUGAUGAGUGCGUAACACCCGAAACAGCGGAAUGUAGUGCAUACAAGGCCGCCGAUCAGUGUUUCGUCUUAUUCGACGGUGUAGGCGAUGUAAAGCGUAUGGGAUGUAUGAGCGAGUUGGAAACUUCAUUCGUGGAGAAAAAUAUACUUUUGUUGCUGUUGUGCGAUGGAGGUGACAACUGUAAUAGUUUUGAUAAUCUUCCUACUGCAAAUACAUGUGUCCAAUGUGAUUCGGAAGACGAUGAGGAAUGUGCCAGUGUUCCGUCAAAUGUAGCAACAGUGACGAAAUGUGCAACACUGCCACGUGUAGAAUGCUACACGCAGGUUCUUACAAAUGGAACCACUCGACGCGGAUGUGCGACCUCACUCAGUGAUACAGUGCUGACUACUUGUUUAAAUAGCAACUCAACCAGCUGUGAGACUUGUACGAGUGAUCUGUGCAAUGGUGAGGUUUAUCCUGCCGAUCGCCGCCGCUGUCAUCGCUGCAACUCUGCAGCAGAUGCCACUUGUGAAAGCUCUCCCGCAGCCAGUUCAGCAUGUCCAUUCUACGACACUGACGAAUUUUGUACCGUCAAAUUGGUUCAAGGCAUUACAUACCGUGGCUGCAGCUCCGAAUUUCAAUGCGACGUAACGAAUAGGCAGUACUGCCGUCAUUGUACUGGCGAAGAUAACUGUAAUACCGUUGACUUAACCAAGUUAGAAGAUACGAGUAUUGGCGACCCAGGUAAAUGGCAGGACUUGCCUUUAAGUUGCUACACUUGCGACUCAGGCGAAUGCAACUCCUCACUCGGUUCGCUAAAUAAGUGUGAGAACAACAACCUGCAGAACUGUGAAACUGUUUUCGCUACUAAUGGUUCGGUGGUGGCACGCGGUUGCAGCGACGAUGUCCUUACGGCGUAUGAAGAUUACUGUGAUAGUAAUUCAUGUAUCGGCUGCAAAUCGAACAGCUGCAAUAACGCCACCAGUUUGGAUCAGUAUGUUGAAUGCUACUCAUGCGAUUCAAUUGAUAACAGUACAUGCGCUGUGAAUUUCGUUGGUGAAGGUACCAAAACACGCAAAUGUCAAAAUUACUGCGCAAUUGCUCUAUAUCCACGUAGUAGCGCAGACAAUUCGUCCUACGAACUGACACGUACCUGCCUAGACGACAUGGAAUUGGCGGAUCGUGAAAAGUGUCUGGCGGGUGAGAAUGAAUUGUGUACAGCAUGCACAGGACCUCUUUGCAAUAGUGCAACUUUCCCCGCGGACAGACAAAAAUGUUACAAAUGCGUGGAUAGCGACUGUACUGACUACGCCGUAUCCGAAUGUACUUCUUACCAUCCUAACGAUCAAUGUUAUAUUAGUUUCGACGAUGAGAACUCUGUGGUAAGCAUGGGUUGUCGUAGUGAAUUCGAGCCGGAUAUCGUACCGCUCUUGGUUAAAGGGAAAAAGUUUUUGCUGUGCGAUGGAGACGCCUGCAAUGGACCAGAGACAAUACCGACUGCUAAGACCUGUUCGACAUGUGAUUCGGCGACAGACACACGCUGUGCUACCAACCCUAACCUGGUGAAUAGUACAGAACGGUGUACAACGCUGCCGUAUACCAAUUGCUAUACUCGCGUCAAUGCGAAUGGAUAUACCACACGUGGCUGUCUCUCCAGCUUGACCACUGACAUUUUCUACGCUUGCUUAACUGGUAACGAUACACUGUGUGACACCUGUAGUGGUGAUAAUUGUAAUGCGAUCGACGUUUUCCCUUCGGAUCGCCUGAAAUGUCAACAGUGCAGCUCCGAUACUGACACAACCUGCACCAGCAACCCGAAUAGCAAUCAAGUUUGUCCCAUUUACAGCGCAACGGAUAGUUGUGUUACCAAUUGGAAUAACGGUACUACGACACGUGGCUGUUCAUCGAACAUGACGUGUGACGACGAAAGCAACAAAAGCACCUGUAGUGUUUGUAGCACAAGUGGCUGUAACACCAUCAACUUGGAAAAUAUUCAAGCGCAAGGUCAGCCGGGUAGAUGGCAGGAUGUGCCCCUUACAUGCCGCACGUGUGAGGGCGAAGACGAGUGCUCAACUAUGAGCAUCUACCGUGUUUGCACCGGCUAUGCAUACCAAAGCUGUAUGACUGUCUUCAAUACAGCGGGUAAUGUUAUUCAGCGCGGCUGUAGUGAUACGGUUGAAGAAGUGAAUAGGGAACAUUGCAGUGCCAAUCCUGAGAACUGUUUGCUUUGUAACUCAAAUGGUUGUAAUAACGCUACCCAAUUAGAGAAUUAUAUUGAUUGUUACUACUGCGACUCGGAUUCCAAUAGCGAUUGUGUCCAAAAUCUCGCGGGUUUAACAAAACAGCGUAAAUGUAACACGCAUUGCAUGACGGCGCUGUACCCCAAAUAUGACGAAGUUAAUCCCGCCUAUGCCCUGUCACGUUCGUGCCUCGACGACAUGGAUUUGGAUGACCGCGAAGCGUGUAUUGCUGGCUCAAAUGCACUUUGCCAGGCUUGUGAUGAAGCCGACUGCAAUACGCAGUUAGUGCCAUCGACACGACUCAGCUGUAAUGUAUGUAGCGGUGAUGAUUGUCAAGAUCCGCAAUCGUCGAAUUGCACUAAUUAUCGUGAAGGCGACAGGUGUUACAUACAAUUCGAUGAGCAGAGAAGUCUUGUCGCCAUGGGUUGUCGCAGUGAGUUCACCAAUGCUGAGGCUGAUUAUCUGUUGCAGCAGAAACGUUUAUACUUCUGCGAAGGCAAUAAUUGCAACACUUUCGAUGCGAUACCAACAUCACAAGUCUGCACGAUUUGUAGUUCACGCACGGACACCGCAUGCGCUACAAAUCCGACCCAGGUCACAGCCGCAACUACAUGUGCGGUCACACCCUAUACGCAAUGUUACUCGCGUGUUUUGUCAAGUGGCGCUACCGAACGUGGCUGCCUCUCAAGUCUGUACGAUGAUGAAUUUGCAAGUUGUCUGAAUGGCACCGCAACGAAUUGCGAGGCCUGUGUGGGCAACUAUUGCAACCAAAAAGUGUAUCCUGAAAGUCGUCUGUCAUGUCACAUUUGCGAUUCCUCUACGAACUCGUCAUGCACAUCCAACCCAGAUAGUGAGAGCGUCUGUCCACUGUAUGUGAAUGGUGACAAAUGCGUUACGGCCUAUACUAAUGGUGUUACGUAUCGUGGCUGCAACUCGAGCCUACAAUGUAGUUCCACCGACUCAAAGUCUUGUGUGCAAUGUGAGGGCAACGGUUGUAAUACCAUCGAUUUGGAGCGUCAGAAUGAUGAUAACUAUGGCAAAUGGCAAGAUCUGCCACUGACUUGUCUCUCAUGCACGUCUGAUACAUGCAACUCCUCAAGCACUGUUCAGUCGCUCGUCUGUGAGUAUAACAAUGAACAGGACUGUGUCACAGUAUUCCAGAACGACAUAGUGGUGAGACGCGGCUGCAGCGAUGUUGUUUGGGAAGAAUAUUCCAACUACUGUAAUAGUAAUUCAAAUGAUUGUCUAAAUUGUAAAUCGAAUGACUGCAAUAACGCAACUGCGAAAUCACAGUACACUGAAUGCAUUUACUGUGACACGAACAACAACAUCUCUUGUUUAUUGAAUGCAGAGAGCUCUGCGCACAAAACUCGCCUAUGUCAAGGUAGUUGCAUGACUGCAUUAUAUCCUUCGGAUGGUAGCACUGAUCCUGCCUACGAGCUCAUACGUACCUGUUUGGACGACAAAGAAGCCGCCGAUCAAGCAACUUGCGCCGCUGAUAAAGAUGCAAAUUGUAAGAGCUGCACAGGCAGUAAAUGUAACAAUGAAAUUUUGCCUGAAAGUCGACUUAGCUGUUAUCAGUGCGACGGCAGUAAUUGUGACGAGCCGGAACUGAACAUAUGUCCACUCUACAAAAGUGAAGAAAAGUGUUACAUUUGGUAUGAUGAGACCAACAGCAUCAACCAAAUGGGUUGUCUGAGUUCGUUCGGCAUUCAAGACUUGGAAACGAUCAUUGGAACAAAGCGUAUUCAUGUGUGUGAGGGAGACGGUUGCAAUUCUUUGGAUGACUUACCCACCACGCAAAAGUGUGCUGUUUGUGAUUCGAACACGGAUUCCACCUGUGCGACCAAUGCGUUAGAGGUUAGCACAUUCAGCACCUGCAAUCAAUAUCCAUAUACCAGCUGCUACACCAAAUUGGUCAGCGAAGAUGGCUCUACAAUUCGUGGCUGUUUGACGGACUUAUCUACCUCAUUGUUUGUCGACUGUGUGUUGGGCAAUGAUGCGAACUGCACCCUUUGUACUGGAGAUGGUUGUAAUCGUGAGGUAUUCCCCGCCGAUCGUCUGCAGUGCUAUACCUGCACUAGUGAGGAUGACUCAAACUGCGAAUCGAAUCCCACAAGCUUACUAGCGUGUCCAUAUGUUACAACUACAGAGAAAUGCAGAGCCGCGCUUAGUGGCAAUAUCACUAUACGAGGCUGCAGCUCCGAUGUGUUAUGUGACACCAACGAUAGAGAUUGCACUUCAUGCGAAGGCAGCGCUUGCAAUGUCAUCGAUCUGGUGAAUCGUGAGGAGGAUGAUGGCGUACAUGGUAUGUGGCAGCAAUUGCCAUUGAGAUGCCACACUUGUGUGGACGACGACUGCUUGUACUCAUUGGGACCAGCAUAUAAUUGUAGUGGGUACUCGGCACAGGACUGUGUUACAGUAUUCACAACCGAUGGUGCGAUUAAGCGUCGUGGCUGUCAUGACGAAGUUGAAUUAUACGAGCAGCGGUAUUGUCGCGAGAAUCCCAACUUGUGUUUCACCUGCAAGUCGAAUGAAUGUAACGAUGCCUGGAAUACCACAGAUUACGUACAGUGCAAUUUCUGUACAUCCGAAAAGGAUCCAUUGUGUACCACCAAUCCGGAAAAUGCUGUUUUCACUAAACGAGCUUGCCAAAAAGAAUGUAUGGUGGCAAUGAAGGACUCACAAGUUAUACGCUCGUGUUUGGAUGACAAAGAGGUAAAUCACCGUUAUGUAUGUCGCGCCAACGAGACCGGAAGUGAAUGCGCCAGCUGCAAUACAACCGAUUGCAAUAACUUUGUCUUCCCUGCGGAUCGUCUCAGUUGUCACGUUUGCAAUGAUUCAUCGUGCACCACUUCGACGGCACAGUAUUGUGAAACAUACCAACAGAGCGAUUAUUGUUUUGCAAAAUACGAGAAUGGAAACGUUGAACUGAUGGGUUGCGCUAGUUCGCAGAAUAGUAGCGAUUUGGAAGAGUGGGCGGCGCAGAAUAAACUUUAUACCUGCAAGGAUGAGAACUGUAAUGACAUUUCGAUAUUGCCCACCUCAGGUGGCGAAUGUUUGUCAUGUAAUUCGGCACUUACACCAGCAUGCGCACAAGAUCCAACGACAUACACAGGCACAGAGACGUGUGCCUUAUUUGAGAAUCAAUGUAUCACCUACUUGAGCACAGAAGGCUAUACUCGACGCGGCUGUUUGAGCAAACUGUCCGAAGCUGAACAGAGCUCUUGCCAAGCAAAUGGCACUUGCGCCAUCUGUGAAGGCGACAAAUGUAACAAUGAGGUCUUCCCCAGCAAUCGACUCAAAUGCCAUAUUUGUACUUCGGUCAGUGAUGAUAAUUGUGCGGCGAAUCCAAAUUCCUUGCAAAUCUGUCCAGUAUAUAAGAGCAAUGAUCGUUGUGUAAUCAAGCGUUCGGAAUCCAUUGAACGUGGUUGCGAGUCGGAACUGACAUGUGACACCAGCGAUGAGAGCAACUGCAAAAUUUGUGAAGGUGACGGUUGUAAUACAGCUGAACUAGUUAAUGGUGCGCUGGCGUCUACGGCUAGUCUAUUGACGACAUUUGCUUUUGUUAUUGUUGCCAUGCUAGGAGUUAAGUUUAAUUAAGAGUUGGGGAAAAGUUCAUGAGACACCAAUAUACGUCCAAAUAAUUUACAGCAAACAACGCAAUGAAGGAAAGAAAGAACGCUAACAAACACUUUAACUGAAAGUUAGUGUAAAGUGAAGAAUUUCAUUUAAAUUUACCUCUAAAUUCAAAUGUUAAUUACCAAAGUGUUUCACCAUGUAGCGCAAGUUAGUAGCAGUAAGCAUAUUGAGAUAGAGAAUAAAAAGUAAAAAU